GAAGAAUGUUAGGGUGGUACAACUGCAUUAGAAACUGCGCGCGCAAGGUGUACGCUGAACGAUGGCGUGUUUUGCUAUGUGAGAUCUAUAAACUCUCGUGAAAAUGUGUGUUUGAAGUGUUAUGUAGUAGAAAUAAUAGUUCAAAUGGUGAAAAUUUUAAGUGACGAUUACUCAUUUAGCUAACAUCACGUAAUUUGGGAUAAUGGAGUUAAAGCUGCAUUCUCCCGCUGGGGCUGAACCCGUAUUAUAUACCUGGCCGUUAACCUCUGGUCGUGGAAACGACAAACACGAUGGAGCUAUUGAAAUUGUGGAGACUAUACGGUAAGUACAUUGCAGUCAAAACAAGUUAAAUAUUAGUUUAAAACUUCAUAUUAUACAA
Messenger RNA from Psylliodes chrysocephalus, 379 nucleotides. NCBI's taxonomy places the organism in Eukaryota, Metazoa, Arthropoda, Insecta, Coleoptera, Chrysomelidae. The record is from the annotation of a GenBank genome assembly.